Messenger RNA from Chara braunii, 3559 nucleotides. Lineage: Eukaryota; Viridiplantae; Streptophyta; Charophyceae; Charales; Characeae. The record is from the annotation of a GenBank genome assembly.
AGUCUGCAUGGUGAUCGUCUUUGUCGUCAUCACCAGCAUCACCAGCAUCACCGGCAUCAUCGUCAGCAUUGUCCAGGUUUUGUUAAGUGGCAUGCGCAUAGGGUUUCUUGCCUUGUUACGUGAGCACGAGCACUACCAUUGUAGGGAUCAUCAAACACUUAUCUUGUACUCGAUCAUCGCGUUCCCCUCUUGUUUGCAUCUUUUCUGUUUCUUUUCCGAUAUCGGUCGUUCGCCUCCGUGUCUCUGAUCUCCUCCUCCUCCUCGUCCUCCUGCUUUUCAAUCUCCUCGUCUUCCUCCUCGUUCGUCUAGUUCUUGCGGAGUUGAUUGAUCUGUGAUCUCCUUCUCCACCUCCUCCUCCUCCUCCUCCUCCUCCUCCUCCUCCUCCUCCUCCUCCUCCUUCGUCUAGCUCUUCUGGAGUUGAUUGAUCUGUGAUCUCCUCCUCCUGCUUUUCCCUCUCCUGAUCUGUGAUCUCCUUCUGCUCCUCCUCCUCCGUCUAGUUCUUCCGGAGUUGAUUGAUCUGUGAUCUCCUUCUGCUCCUCCUCCUCCUCCUCCUCCUCCUCCUCCGUCUAGUUCUUCUGGAGUGGAUUGAUCUGUGAUUUCCUUCGCCUCCUCCUCCUGCUCUUUCUUCUCCUCCUCCUCCUCCUCCUUCGUUUUGUUCUUGCGGAGUUGAUUGAUGCCGGCUGUCUGGCGGUUCUAGUCGAGUGACAGUGGGUGUGAAGGCGUCGGGGGAGUCUGGGUGGAGUCCACCUUGAGAGGAGAAGGCAGGCAGGCAGCGAUGGCGCCGAAGAAGAAGGGUGGGAGCAGCCUAGGGCAAGCGCUACUACGUCACAGGUCUUCGGCAAAAGGAGGAGGAGGAGGAAGAGGAGGGGCAGGAGGAGGAGGAGGAUCGCAAGGCCAUGUGCACACAACUGACAUAGACUCGUCGUUGCGAUCAACAAGUGUCCUGCAAUCAGUGUUGGAAAGGAACGAUCUCGACGAGAUGCUGGCUAUGGCGGACCUGGCUGGACGUGAGUUUGCAGCAGAAAGAGACACCGUCGUUAUUCUGCGAAACCAGAUGGACACGGCUUCGAGUUUGCUGAGCGAAGAGGAGAGGAAGGCCCAGCGCAAAGCCGAAGAAGCCCUCCAUGAAGACGAACUGAGGAUCCCAAGGAGACCGAAGUGGAAUAGGAACAUGACGGCGGACGAGCUGGAUGCCCUCGAAAGGCAAAGCUUUCUUGAAUGGCGCAGAGGACUCGCGAGCCUAGAGGAGAACGAGAGUUUAGUGAUCACUCCAUUCGAGAAGAAUCUGGACAUCUGGAGGCAGUUAUGGCGGGUCCUUGAGAGGAGCGAUGUCAUAGUGACGGUGGUAGAUGGGAGGAAUCCUCUCUUCUACAGGUGCAAAGAUCUGGAGCAGUACGCGCGGGAAAUCAACAAUAGGCACAAGCGAACGGUCCUGCUGCUGAACAAGGCGGAUCUGCUGCCGUCGUUUGUGAGGAGGAGGUGGGCGCGGUACCUCGAUUCUCAGGGAUUGACUUAUCUUUGGUGGUCGGCGAAGGAUGCGACUGCGAUGGCAGCAGGGGGGUCUGUGGAUUUGGAAACAGUGGAUCGUCAAAGAUUAGGGUUGAUGAUGAAGAUGAAGAGAGAGGGAGGGGAAGAUGCCGAUGAUGAUGCUGAUGACGACGAGAAUGAUGAUGUAGACGAUGAAUCUAUAAGACUGCUGGGGAGAGAGGAACUGCUGGAAAGAUUAACGAGGAUUGGCGAAGAGACGAUGAGAGCACGGAGGAGGAGAGCGAGAGGUUCAAAGACGAAGACGAAGACCAAGCUCGGUGGCUAUGGUGGUGGGGAUGAUGUUGACGGCAACAAGAACGACGAAGACGAAGAGGACGGCAAUGACGACGACGAAGAAGGAGAAGAAGAAGAAGAAGAAGGAGAAGAAGAGGAAGAAGAAGAAGAGGGUGAACAACACAAGGAUGACGAAGAGGAAGAACGGCGCUCUGCUGGGGGGGAGGGGUCUUGUCCUUCUCCUUCUCUCAAGAAUGGGCAAAAGAGGCGGCGGAGAGUUGUGGUCGGUUUUGUGGGCUAUCCGAAUGUAGGGAAGAGCUCAACGAUAAAUGCGUUGGUAGGGAAGAAGCGAACAGGGGUCACAGCGACGCCGGGCAAGACGAAGCAUUUUCAAACCCUAAUUUUGAGCGAUCGGCUUGUCUUAUGUGAUUGCCCAGGACUCGUCUUUCCAUCGUUCACGAGCUCAAGGUCGGAUAUGGUGGCUGCGGGUGUGCUGCCCAUCGACAGGAUCACCGACCACAGAGGACCGGCGGGAGUUGUGGCGGGCCAGAUCCCCAAACCUGUCCUUGAAGCCACCUAUGGACUUGUCUUAACCCCUCCGCUUCCGCACGAACCCCAAAACAGAGCGCCAACGGGCGCUGAGCUGCUCAGGGCGUAUGCUAGGUCAAGAAAUUACACGUCAUCAAGCGGAUUGCCCGACGAAACCAGGGCAGCCAGGCAGAUCAUGAAGGAUUACUUAUCUGGGAAACUGCUCUACUGUCACAUGCCGCCGGGUGACCGAGAUCGGGAUCGCGAUGACCAAUUUAGGAAGUACCUGAUUAGGAAGUGCAGGAGAGGAGUCGAUAGAACUGAUAAGAGGUUGGAAGAAGACCAGAGUCUCGAUGAUGAUGAUGAUGAUGAUGAUGAUGAUGAGGAGGAGGAGGAGGAGGAAGAGGAGGAAGAGGAGGAAGAGGAGGAGGAGAGGGGGAAAGAAGAGGAGGCGGGGAAAGGCAAAGCAGAGGGAGCAGAGGGUAUUCUGCGGAGGGGAGAUGGGAAUCGAGUUGGCCGGGUCGGGAUAGCGACCGUGGAUGAUGAUUUGGCAGCGUGCUUGGGAGUCGCGGUGGCGGGAAGCGUUGGCGGGAAAAGCGGACAAAAACCGCGGGAAAAACCGAUGAAAGCGGCGCACAAGAUGCACAAAAAGCCCAGUCGGAAAAAGGACAGGUCAUGGAGAAUUGGGAGAGGUGGGAAUGAUGAUAGCGAUGGCAUGCCCAUGGUCAGAGUCAUAGCCAAGCCUGUCAGCCAUGGAGCUACCGCGAGAAUAAACCCUGUAUCGAAUAGAGGCACGCGGGAUUAGGUCUAGGAGAGCUGCGCCGCUGAGGAGGCGUUGUGUUUUAGGGUCUCGCAAGAUUUUGCUUGCUGUAAUCGUCAUACUCAUCUGUCUAUAUAUAUCUCUAUAUAGGAGAGGAGAGGAGAGGAGAGGAGAAGAUCGGGGUUUGAGGGGGUUUCAUUCAUUGAUGGGCCGAUGUAAUUGGGACACAGACCUCGGAUGGCUUGACACAGUCCCAGUCCCAGUCCCAGUCCCGCAUUCAUGUUGUUUGGAUGGGUGGAUGUAUGUGGAGCAGGUGAUGGAGCAGUUGACGUCCUCACAAUUUGUUGACCACAAGGGGGAAUGAGCGGGGAGGGGGGGGAGGAUUGCAGUUUUUUUCUGUCUUCUUCUUUGCGUUUUUUUUGGGUUGUUUUUGCUCUCUUAGCUGUGAGAGCUCUUUUUCGUUGUUUUUUUUUACUUCAAUUUGUUCCCGACAGCAUAAAGCAUGCGAAG